Molecule: messenger RNA, 792 nt
Organism: Coniosporium apollinis CBS 100218
Lineage: Eukaryota; Fungi; Ascomycota; Dothideomycetes
Product: 6-phosphogluconolactonase
Exons: 1
Coding region: 1-792 (263 amino acids)
Biological process (GO): carbohydrate metabolic process; pentose-phosphate shunt
Molecular function (GO): 6-phosphogluconolactonase activity
Source: RefSeq, a predicted model, not a curated record
AUGGGCAAACCGCCAAACCUUUACACCUUUCCGGAUACCGACGAGCUGGCCAAGUCGCUGCGCGCCUUUGUCAUCGACGCGCAAAACGCCGCACUCGAGCGACACAACAAGUUCCGCGUCGGCGUUUCCGGGGGCUCCCUCCCCAAAACCCUCGCCAAAGCGCUGCUAGCAAACCCCUCCGGCGACGACGACAAGGUCAAUUUCCCGAAAUGGCACGUCUUCUUCGCCGACGAGCGCGCCGUGCCGCUAGACCAUGAAGACAGCAACUACCGGUUAGUGAAGGAGGAGCUGCUGGACAAGAUCCCUGAGGAGAUGGGCAAGCCGGAGGUCUACCCGAUCGACACGAAGUACAUGGACGACAUACAGGAGAUGGCGGACCAGUAUGAGCAGACGCUCGUCAAGAGCUUCGCCGCGCGGGACAGCGUUAAGAUUCCCAUGUUCGACCUGCUGCUGCUCGGGUGCGGGCCGGACGGGCAUACCUGCUCGCUGUUCCCGGAGUCGCCGUUGCUGCGUGAGACGGAGGCGUGGGUCUUGCCGAUUGAGAACAGCCCGAAGCCGCCACCGAAGCGCAUCACACUGAGCCUGCCGGUUGCGAGCCACGGCAUCAAGAUCGGGUUCGUGGCUACGGGCGGGGGCAAGAAGGAGAUCCUGAGGAAGAUCUUCGACACCGAGGAGGGUCAUAGUCUGCCAUGCGGGCUUAUCAACACGUCUGCGCAGGAGAGAGUGAGUUGGUUUACGGACUUUGCUGCUGUCGAGGGGGUGCGGUUCCCUAGUCGAAGGGGCAGCCUGUAG